Durusdinium trenchii is the source of this 1977-nucleotide messenger RNA. Lineage: Eukaryota; Dinophyceae; Suessiales; Symbiodiniaceae. The record is from the annotation of a GenBank genome assembly.
AUGGUGUUGGAUAUAUCUGCGCUUGGCAGACGGUCUUUCAUGAGCCAAAAUGCACUCAGCGAAGUGUUGACAAAAGUGAGAGAAAGUGGCGAGGUGCCGAGCCACACCAGCAAGUCGACUGUAAAGAGACGAAAAGAAGAAGCGUGUGCAGUGGAGACUCCAUACGGUAGUUUGAUUCAGUCAUUUCAAGCAGAAAUGACAGAUGGGUCAAAGUUGGAGUUGCCCUUUUGCCAUCCUGCAGCCAUUCUUCACCAUGUGUCCAACGUGAGCAGUCGAGUGCAGCAUCUUCUGACAAAGGUCGCGGAGAGUCAUUCAAACAGCUUGGCUCACCCGUGGACACUGGCACUUUAUUUUGACGAAGUGUCACCUGGCAACCAGUUGAAAAUUAACAACAAACGUAAGCUCUGGGCAAUUUACUUCUCUGUGAUGCAAUUCGGAGGAUAUGAGCUCAGCCAAGAAGACUGUUGGUUCGUAUUGACUGUUGUUCGAUCUGAGACUGUUACACAAAUGAAGGGUGGGUUGUCACACCUGUUUCUUCAAUGCGUGAAACUUUUCUCACUCCCCAACGGCAACUUGGAGACCAGAAUUUCUUUGCGAUUACUUCAUGGCACAGAAAUGCUGUGCUUUCGCAUUGGUAUGUAUCUCGCCGACGAGUCAGCAAUAAAACUAUCACAGGAAAACAAGGGUGCUUCAGGAAAAAUGCUGUGCCUUUUCUGUCAAACAACAAUUCAGGCACGGUACGCUCCUGCGAAUUUGGGGAACUUGGUCCCUCAUCAUGAGCAUGAUCUUUCAAAGCUUUGUCUCCACAGUGAUACCUCCGUGUGGCAGAUCGUAGAUCACCUCGACUCACGGUUUGGCAUUGGAACGAAAAAGGCUUUCUCAGAAUUAGAAGUUCGUCUUGGCUUCAACUAUGUCCCAGGUGGUGUUCUUCUUGACAGAAGCAUGCGUGAGAAGUGGAAGCCGAUUAGCAUGACAUGUUUCGAUCCCAUGCAUGUGUAUCUAGUGGCAGGCGUUUUUCAAAGAGAGAUGACAUUGUUGUUGCCAUUGCUGUCUGCGCAGAGAGUGAAAGAAGCUGAUUUACAUAGUUGGUGUACUUCGUUCACAUUUCCGCACAUUCAUCGCAGUUCUGGUGCCACAGCGAAAGAUGUAUUUAGGAAGAAGUUCGAAGGUGACUUCAAGGCUACGGCGUCAGAGGUGCUAGCAGUAUAUCCAUUGCUGCGUGCGAGGUUCCAAACCAUCAACAGGGAGACAAUGGGCCAUGACUUGAAAAUGGGCAUUGAUUCCUUUUAUCGUCUCUGCGAUGUCCUAGACUCCUUGAAGCAUGCUGCGACCGGUUCCAUUACACCACUGUUGCUGCGUGAGAAGAUUGAAGCGCAUUUGGUUGCUUUCAAAGCUUCUUACGGAGUUGACUCAUACUUACCCAAACACCACUACAGCGUGCACUUGCCGUUGCAGCUGGAGCGUUUCUCUCAGCUGCCGACCUGCUUUGUUCACGAACGGUACGCCAACCAGCAGCACAGCGGUCACAAGUCUAUGGAGCGGAGCGUUCUCAGGGAAGCGGUCCUCUCGCACAUUCAUGACCUGAAGGAGCAUACCCAUCAUUCAGAAUGGAAGCUGGCACCACCAUCUAUGGUGAACGCAUGGAUGCAUCACACUGGUGUUUCAUUCUUGUCAGAUACCUUGAUGGUUUCGCCCACAGCAAGUCGUUGUCACAUUGACGACGUUGUGUGCAUUAGCCAGCCGUCAUCCUUGGCAAAGGUGAAAUUUCAUGUACGAUACGGAGAGAGUGUUUUCACUUUGGUCCAGUUCUUCGAAAAGUGUGGUGUGAACACGUUCAGAAUGUCUCCUGAUGCUGGAUUACAUUUCGUCAGCACUGAUCUCAUUGAGGGGUCUCUUGCGUACAAGCAGCUAGAUGAUGAACAAAUCCUAGUUGCGCCACAAAGUUUCUACAAGUCCGAUAUGACCAAAGGUCAGUAA